This is a messenger RNA of Acanthosepion pharaonis, 1554 nucleotides long. The record is from the annotation of a GenBank genome assembly. NCBI's taxonomy places the organism in Eukaryota, Metazoa, Mollusca, Cephalopoda, Sepiida, Sepiidae.
AUGGAUAUUUUCUUUUUCUCUUUUCUUUGUCUAACUUUUUCAUUCUUUCUCUCUCUUUUCCUUCAUUUCUUUUCUCUCACUCUCUCUCCCUCUUCUUCAUCUCUACUCUCCCUCUUCUUCAUCUCUACUCUCUUUCCUUCAUCUCUACUCUCUUUUCUUCAUCUCUUCUCUCUUUUCUUUCAUCUCUUCUCUCUCUUUUCUUUCAUCUCUUCUCUCUCUUUUCUUCAUCUCUUCUCUCUCUUUUCUUUCAUCUCUUCUCUCUCUUUUCUUUCAUCUCUUCUCUCUCUCUCUCUCUCCUUUCAUCUCUUCUCUCUCUCUCUCCCUUUCAUCUCUUCUCUCUCUCUCUCUCCUUUCAUCUCUUCUCUCUCUCUCUUUCCUUUCAUCUCUUCUCUCUCUCUCUUUUUUUUUCUCUUCUCUCUCUCUUUUCCUUUCAUCUCUUCUUUCUCUCUUUCCUUUUCAUCUCUUCUCUCUUUUUUUUCUUUCUCUUCUCUUCUCUUCAUCCCUCUUCUCUCUUUCUUCUUUCUCUUCUCUCUUCAAUCUCUCUUCUCUCUUUUUCUUUUUUUUUUUUUCAAAAAUUCUCUCUCUUUUCUUUCCUAUUCUUUCUCUCUUUCUUUCCUUUCAUCUCUUCUCUCUUUUCUUUCUCUCUUUUCUCUCUCUUUUCAUCUCCUUUCAUCUCUUUCUUUCCUUUCAUCUCUUCUCUCUCUCUUUUUCCUUCAUCUCUUCUCUCUCUCUUUUUUUUCUCUCUUUUUUAAUCUCUUUUCUUCUCUUCUCUUCAAAAUAAUUUUGGCUAUUAUUCUCCAAAUACUUUUCUUUUACUCCCUUGUUUUCACUCCUUUUCCGUUUUUCUUUCUCUCCUUAUGUUUAAUUCUCUUCUUUUUUUCUUCCACUUCCACAUCUAUUCAUUACCCCACCACCACCAACAAAUUUUCAUCACCCCUUUUCAACUUCUUGAAUAAGGCAUCUUUUUGUGAGCACACAAGCUCAUUUAUAUUUGAAUUGUUGUUUUUUCUGUAUUUUCUGUUUUCCCCCCUUUUUUCUGUCCCCCUUUCCUGUUCCCACCUUUUUCUCCCCCUUCUGUUCCCCCCUUUUUUGAAAUUCCCCCCCUUUUUCUGUUUCUCCCCCUUUUUUCUGUUUUUUCUCCUUUUUUUCUGUUUUUUUUUCUGUUUUUUUUUCUCUCCUUUUUUCUGUUUUUUCCCCUUUUUUCUGUUUUUCCCUUUUUUGCCCCCUCUGUCACCUCUUUUUCUGUUUCCUUUUGUUCUGUUUUUUUCCUGUUUUUUUUUGUUUUUUCUUUUUUUUUUUUUUUUUUUUUCUUUUUUUCCCUUUUUCUUUUUUUUUUCUUUUUUUUUUUUUUUUUUUUUCCCCUUUUUCCCUUUUCUUUUUUUUUCCCUUUUUUCUGUUCCCCCCCCUUUUUCCCCAUUUUUCUCUUUUUUUCCCCAUUUUUCUCUCCCAUCCUGUUCUCUCAACACCCGUUUUUCUUACAACACCCGUUUUCUUACCCCUCCCCGUUUUUUUUCUGUUUUUUUUGUUUUUUUUUUUAACCUUUGUUUCCUGUAG